AUGAUUCAACACUUAAGUUCCGAUAGUGUUGGUUAUCAAGCCAACCUCGACACUUCUCCCAACUGUACGAAGAACGGCCUAAGGCAGCGGCGAGGGGGGGCGGGGCUGCUGCUCGGCGCGGCUGCGGCCGCCAAGGGGUUGCGGGAGGACCUGAGGGGCGCGGCGGCCCGGCCCUGGAGAGGCCUGGCGCGGAUCCCAAAGCAAGGGCGGUCGCGGCGCGAGGAGACGGCGGCCGAGCACGAGUUCCUGCUGCCAAAUGAGAGAAGCUUCCAGAAUGCUGCUAAAAGCAAUAAUUUGGAGCUUAUGGAGAAGCUGUUUGCAAAGAAGGUUAACAUGAAUGCUGUGAACAAUAUGAACCGCACAGCCCUGCCUUUUGCAGUGGGGACAGGUCAUUUGUCUGCGGUGGAUUUCUUGCUGAAUCACAAGGCCGGGGUGGGUGUUGCUGGUGAGCAUGGCUUGACAGUAAUUCACCUUGCAUCCUGGUCUGGAAGCCUCCAGAUCAUGCUCAUGCUGGUUAGAGCUGGAGCAGAUCAGAGAGCCAAGAAUCAAGAUGGAAUGAAUGCCCUCCACUUUGGGGCUCAGAGCAACAACGUGUGCAUUGUGGAGUACCUCAUUCAAGAUGUGCACCUGAGGGACUUGGACCAGCCUGAUGAGAAAGGAAGAAAACCAUUCCUUUUGGCGGCAGAGCGGGGCCACAUUGAAAUGAUAGAAAAACUUACCUUCCUUAAUCUGCAUACUUCAGAAAAGGACAAAGAAAGCAUGCUAGAUUCUAAUGGGAAUCCCUCCCUGCCUUCUCUCUCCACCUGUCUCCUGCAGCUCAGUAUCAGUGCUUUGCAGAUAGCAACCCCGAAUGGCCAUGCAUCCCUUGUCAGCUUUCUUCUCAGUGAGAACAUUGAUCUGCACUAGAAGGUGGAACCUAAGGAGUCCCCUCUUCAUUUACCUGUUAGCAACAACCAUAUCACAGCGGUAAACAGCUUAUUAAGUGCACAGCAUGAUAUUGACAUCUUAAAUCAGAGGCCGCAAACUCCUUUGCAUGUAGCUGCUGAUCUUGGAAAUGUGGAACUGGUGGAAACCCUGCGGAAGGCGGGCAGUGACCUAAAGGUUGUUGACAAGUAAGGGAAGACUGCCCUGGCCGUGGCCGCCAGGAGCAACUGCAACCUCAUCGUGGGCACGCUCAUUAAAGCCAAGAGGUGCUACGCCUGGAGAGAGGUAAGGAAGGCCGAAUUCAGCUCAGUGAGGGCCUCUUCUGCAGCCCCCUCUUCUUACAGGGCAGGGUGGGGUCUGUGUAAUUCUUUUUUCUGCUCUAGUGGCCAGGGCCCUGAGACUCCAAACUCUGGUCCCCCUAGAAGUACCAGUGAAGCGACUGGAAGGGCUUUCAUCCACUGGGCUUCUUACCUCACAGCUGCCAGAGGAGGAAUGAACAUGCAACCACAGUCAUAUGGAACUUGCGUUAGAACUGAGUUCACAGGAAGGAGGUGUCAGCAUCUGCCCUUUGUGCUUGCCACGGGAGAGGAGAGCUUCCGUGAACACGGCCACGGGGCUCUGUGGCUGCACGGGGCCCUGGUGACACAGGCCACGCCGGUCAAGCACCUGUACGAGGAGCUGGUGUGCGCGGGCUUCUCAGAACUAGCUGAAAAUAUUCGUCAAUUUAAAAGUGAAACUGACUCAAGGCCCAAGAAAUGUGCAGUUUCAUAAAUGCCUAAAGAAAUUGUAUUUGAAUGAUUUUCCAUUCAGUAUUCAGUCCUCUUAAAUUCAGUUCUUCAAAUGGCGUAAAGUUCUUCCAACAGCGGUACUGAUUUUCCUUUCAACUGUGAAGAUGGCAGUGACAGGAUUCUCUAACAGAUGAAAAAAUGGUAUUACACUUUCCAACCGCUGAAAAGUCAACUUUUUU
Molecule: messenger RNA, 1891 nt
Organism: Physeter macrocephalus (sperm whale)
Lineage: Eukaryota; Metazoa; Chordata; Mammalia; Artiodactyla; Physeteridae
Gene: ANKDD1B
Product: ankyrin repeat and death domain containing 1B
Molecular function (GO): protein binding
Source: RefSeq, a predicted model, not a curated record